This is a messenger RNA of Fopius arisanus, 1820 nucleotides long. It is a transcript of the gene Gnmt, whose product is annotated as Glycine N-methyltransferase. The record is from RefSeq and is a predicted model, not a curated record. Gene Ontology annotation, cellular component: cytosol. Lineage: Eukaryota; Metazoa; Arthropoda; Insecta; Hymenoptera; Braconidae. The coding region runs from base 228 to 1094 and encodes 288 amino acids. Gene Ontology annotation, molecular function: identical protein binding; glycine N-methyltransferase activity; glycine binding. Gene Ontology annotation, biological process: regulation of gluconeogenesis; protein homotetramerization; one-carbon metabolic process. The transcript has 4 exons.
CACAUCCUUUCAAUCGUGAUCAUAUCUUUGAAAUUAAUGAUUUUAAGAAAAAUUUUUUAAAGAAACUUUCCUUUUCAUUUUUUGUUACACUUUUCAUUGGUGAGAUGAUUGUUGCAAUUAGAAUGAUGGAUGUUUCGGUAAAAAAUUGAGAAGAGAUUGCCCGCACAGAAAUCAAUACGUCAGAGGAAUAGCUUCGUCGGUAGAUAUUGCAUCAUCGAACAUCAGAUAUGAAUGACGAAGUUCUUGUAACUCGCUCACGAGGAGCAGCUGCUGAAGGUGUGAGGGACCAAUACGCAGAUGGAAAAGCUGCCAAGGUAUGGAGUAUGUACAUCGGAGACAAGAAGAAACGAACGCAAAAUUAUAAAGAUUUCCUCGUGGGAAUUUUGAGGAAGAGAGGAUGCAAGAGAAUACUCGACGUAGCUUGUGGUACUGGAGUGGAUUCUGUGAUGCUAUUGGAAGAGGGAUUUGAGGUCGUCAGUGUAGAUGCCUCUGACAAAAUGUUGAAAUAUGCAUUGAAGUCAAGAUGGGAACGGCGAAAAGAGUCGGCCUUUGAUAAUUGGGUGAUUGAAGAAGCCAAUUGGUUAACGCUCACUGAUGAUAUUGUGGACAUAAUUGGAGAUGGUUUCGACGCGGUCAUAUGUCUAGGGAACAGCUUCGCCCAUAUGCCUGAUAAUUUCGGAGACCAAAGGGAACAGAAGCAGGCCCUUAGAAACUUUGAGAAAUGUGUAAAGCCCGGUGGAUUAUUACUUAUCGACCAUCGCAAUUACGAUCACAUCAUCAGCCGUGGAGAGACCCAAACCAAGUGUAUUUACUACAGCAAUGAACAUGUAACAGAUAUAAAAACAUCAGUUCUGUUCGUCGCUGGAAAACCUCAGAUGGUGAUCAUGGAUUACAUGGUAACCCUAGACAGCGGCAAAGACAACACCAGUGAUUUUCGUCUCUCGUAUUACCCUCAUCUCCUCAAGGUUUUCCACCAAAUGCUUGCGGAAACGUUCGGACCUGACGCUAAGCACGAUAUUUAUGCUGAUUUUAUGCCCCUUGAGGUGAAUGACACACCCGGAUUCUACAUUCACAUGCUAGAAAAAAGUAUGUGAGCUUCAAUGAAACUUAGGGAAAACAUCAAGUCGCAUCUAAGAAGAUUUUUCAAAAUUACGUAUGAAAAGGGGCAAAGAAUAAUGAAACUAUAAGUUAGCUUCAGGAAAUCAAAUUUUCUGUACAAACAUUUGGUGAAAAAUUUUAUGAAAUUUCUGUUGGAUUGUAUGAUUUCUUCUGAAAAAAACGAUCGCACUUAACAAUUUGCCGAGAAUUGGCUAGAGCAUUGCCUUAAGAAGAAUCUUUAACUGAUAUUGUUUUCGGUAGGAAAAUCCGGUAAAGUACUACCUUACCAACCUCUAGGUAGUCGACCUUUGUGGGGUUCAUACCAGUCGCAUCCCCCUCACGAACCCUGGAUUACGCCGAUUAAAUCAUACCUAGCAAGAAUUUAAGAAAUUUAAUGAAAUAUAAAUUAGAAAAAAAUGUAUAUCCGUAGAAGUGAGGAGGAGUGAGAAGUCUCGUCCAUCUACGCAAGCACCCAUAAAAAUGAGGCGACUUGAAGUAUAUUAAUUCAAUGGUGAAAUCUGAGUUACGUGUGAGGGUGGUAUUGUAUCUCUUUACCGAAAAUUCCAUAAGAAAUUCUUUAGACUAGUUCUCUUGUCGGUUUUGUAUACGUGAUAAGACUGAUGAAAUCUCAAGUGUUUAAAAUUUCUAUAAUAAAUAAAAGCAUAUGAUGGAGAGAAUGAAUUUAUUUUUCUAUCAACGUUUUUUUUUGUCUCGAUGUGAUU